CGAGGGCUUUCCUUCCCUUCCCAGCACCUCUAAACGGGGUUGUUGUCGGGGCAUAUGGCAAAAAGGGUUAAAAUUUAAUUAGAAAACAUCGUGGUAGCUACCGGAGCUUAACGGAGAUUUAUAUAAGCCGCUAAGAAGGACAAGGCUGCUGUGUGAGCUGCUGGUAGGGCUGAGCUACUGCAGCCGCUGGCUGGGCUUCAGGCGCCGGGGACAUGCCUGGGAAUCUGCCCAGGAAGCGCCGUGAAAGAGGAGUUUGUUGGAAGGCUUGACCCUGGCUCCCUGCAACACCCCUGCCCUCCGCCCGCCGUAUAAAGCCGGGCUGCCGUCAUGCCAGGCGUUUGAAGGAGGGAGGGAGAGCCAGCGGGAGCCAGCCAGGACGGGGAUUUUGUUUCGGCGGCGGCGGAGCGAGUCAUGGCUUCGGUGUUCAUGUGCGGGGUGGAGGAUCUGCUCUUCAGCGGCAGCCGCUUCGUCUGGACGGUGACGGUGGCAGCGCUGAGGAGGUGGUACGCUGCCCGCCUGCGGGCUUGCCGGCAAGCCCUGCGAGCGUGGUGUGGCCUCCGGGAUGUCUACCAGAUGACAGAGGGCCGGCACUGCCAGGUGCACCUCCUCGAUGACAGGAACUUGGAGCUGCUGGUUCAGCCCAAACUUUUGUCUCGGGAGUUACUGGAUCUGGUGGCCUCCCACUUCAACCUGAAAGAAAAGGAGUAUUUUGGGAUAACAUUUAUAGAUGAUACAGGUCAGAGUGUCUGGCUGCAGCUGGAUCACCGAGUCCUGGACCAUGACUUGCCCAAGAAACCGGGCCCGGCAACUUUGUACUUUGCCGUUAGGUUCUACAUUGAAAGCAUUUCCUUUCUCAAGGACAAAACUACAGUCGAGCUGUUCUUUCUGAAUGCCAAGUCCUGUGUGCACCAGGGGCAGAUUGAAGUGGAGAGUGAGACCGUCUUCAAGUUGGCAGCUCUGAUUUUGCAGGAAGCUAAAGGGGACUAUUCCAGUGAUGAAAACACUAGAAAAGAUUUGAAGACACUGCCUGUCUUUCCCACCAAGACACUGCAGGAGCAUCCAUCACUCGCUUACUGUGAGGACAGAGUAAUUGAGCAUUAUACACAAAUUAAAGGUCUGACCAGAGGACAAGCCAUUGUUCAGUACAUGAAAGUGGUAGAAGCUUUGCCAACAUAUGGAGUUCAUUACUAUGGAGUAAAGGAUAAACAAGGAAUCCCGUGGUGGCUUGGAAUAAGUUACAAAGGAAUAGGCCAGUACGACUUACAAGACAAAGUUAAGCCCAGAAAACUAUUUCAAUGGAAACAGCUGGAAAAUCUCUACUUUCGUGAAAAGAAGUUUGCUGUGGAAGUACACGAUCCCCGCAGAAUUUCAGUGUCGAGAAGGACCUUUGGCCAGAGCGGACUGGUAGUGCAAACCUGGUAUGCAAACACUUCCCUGAUCAAAUCCAUCUGGGUGAUGGCAAUCAGUCAGCACCAGUUUUACUUGGACAGAAAGCAAAGCAAAGCGAAAAUUCCUUCAGCCAGAAGUUUGGAUGAUAUCGCCAUGGAUCUGACAGAGAUGGGAACACCAAAGGUUUCAAAGUUGGUGACUCUGGAGGCAAAGAACCAGCUUAUUAUGGCCAGCAAUGGCAGUUUGAUCUCAUCAGGCUCUCAGGAUUCAGAGGUCAGUGAAGAACAAAAGAAGGAGAAAAUUAUGGAACUAAAGAAGAAAGAGAAACUUCUUCAGGAAAAACUGCUUCAGAAGGUUGAGGAGCUGAAGAAAAUCUGCCUGCGAGAGGCGGAGCUGACGGGCAAGAUGCCCAAGGAGUAUCCUCUGAGCGCUGGAGAGGAGCCUCCCCAGGUGAGAAGACGUGUUGGCACGGCCUUCAAGCUGGAUGACAACCUGCUCCCCAGUGAAGAGGAUCCCGCAUUGCAGGACUUGGAGAGCAAUUUUAUCAUACAGCAAAAGCUGGUGGAAGCUGCGAAGAAACUUGCCAGUGAGCCAGACCUCUGCAAAAAUGUGAAGAAGAAAAGAAAACAGGAUUAUACUGAUGCUGUAAAAAAGCUGCAAGAGAUAGAAAACUCCAUAAAUGAGUAUAGAAUCAAGUGCGGCAAAAAACCAACCCAGAAAUCAGCUCUUACUCUACCAGAUGAUAUAAUUCCAUCUGAGAGCAGCUCCCUGUCUGAUACAACCACCUAUGAUGAUGUCAGUGAAUCGGUUCCUGUGCCAGCACAGAGACCCAGCUCUGCGCAGCUUUCUCCAAGGCUUCCCCCACCCAAGUCCCUCGGGGUGGAGAGAAAUCAUCUCAGAAAGUCAUCCAUAAACGAGCAGCUCUUGGAAACCAGACACUCCAGGGACCCUCUUUCGACUCACAGCAGUCCGUACCGAACCCUGGACCGGCCGCCCCAGCCCCAUGGAGGGAGAAGCAUGCCCACAACCCCCGUGCUCACACGCAAUGCCUACAGCAGCAGCCACUUACAGCCAGAUGUUUCCCCACACCACUGCCGGCAGCGCAGCGGAAGCCUGGAAUCCCAAACCCACCUGCUGUCCGAGACUCCUGCUGACAAGGCAGCCUUCACCCUCUCCAAGUCCCAGCGAAGCAGCAGCACGGAGAUCCUGGAUGAUGGAUCAUCCUACACCAGCCAGUCCAGCGCAGAGUAUUACUGUGUGACACCUACUCCCAACCCCUAUUACACCACUCAGACGCUCGACAACAGGACCAGGAGUCGAAGACGCUCAAAGAAACACAACAUUUCUGCUGCAAAUUCAGGAAGUAUGCCAAACCUUGCCCAAAAGGAUGUCCGCAACGGUGUCUACCACAAAAGUCAGGAGCAGCCUUCCUCUAGUUACUAUAUUUCCGGAUAUUCCCCAUACACAGAAUCUGAUGCUUAUUACAAUGGAGGCUACGUUUAUGAGAGCGAUACGGAGGGACAGUACAGUGUCAAUCCUUCCUACCGCUCCUCGGCACAUUACGGAUACGACCGUUACAGGGAAUUCAGGUCUUACCACGAGGACGAAGUGGACAGAGUACCGCACAACCCGUACGCAACCCUACGGCUUCCGAGGAAGCAAGUUGCUAAAACGGAGCAUAUAACCAAAAACAUUCACAAGGCCUUAGUAGCAGAGCAUCUCCGGGGUUGGUACCAACGUGCCUCCAGUCAAAAGGAACAGGGUCAUAGCCUGCAGGCGGGCUUUGAGUCUGACAGAGGAUCUCAAAGGAGUUUGGGCUUUGCUGGUCUGCAGGUGCCGUGCUCUCCUACCAGUCGGGUGUCAUCUUUCUCUUCAGCAUCUUCUGCAAACACUGCUGGGAACUGGCGAAACCCACUUGGGCUGGGACUUUCAGACUAUGAUUCGUUAUCUCAUUCCUCAUAUUCCAGCUGUUACGGGAAUGUUUAUGGCAACCUUCCUUUGCAGAGCAGGUGAGUGGAGCAAUAUCAAGAGUUUCUGCCCUUCGUCCUGCAAUUCACAGGCUGUUAAAACUUUUGAGGAAAGCAACUUGAUUUCAAAGGGCCAGGAUGAAGAGUAAUUAUAAAAUCUGCUUUGUGAGAGCUAAGUCCUCUGUGUGUGGAGCAGAUCAGCUGUACCACCACCAACUCUGCCAUGGACACUUGAGGAAGCAGGGAGCAGUCAUAGGGAAGGAUGAGCUCAUUUCUUGCACAGCCUUUGCCUCUGGCUGGUGCUGGACCAUCAAAGGUCUUGUGCUCCCUGGUAGCUGUGAUGCUCAGGGCAGUGCUGAGUCCCUCUCACCCCCUGUGACAGGAGGUGUGUCCUGCACCCCACCAGCAGUCCAGCAAGACAGUCUUGUUGUGUUUCUGAUGCUGUAGCACCCGUGCUGAUAAACUGGGAAAAGAAGGAAAGGAAACAUCUCUCUUCAACCCCAUGUCUUAGUGCAAUGCCCCAUCUGCUGAGCACAUCUCACUUGGAUGUUCCUGCUUCCCAGUGGGAACCAGGUGCUGCUUGAGGGGCUCUCCUGAGGACUGCAGGGAGCCCAGGCUCUGCUUGGUCCUUGCAGAAAUUCCUCCUGCUCUCUAAAUGCCACCGUGUUUGAGGACAGUUGUGCUAAGUGUAGCCAGCUGUAGUAAGUACCCCACAUUCGUGCCUCCUGCUUCAUGGGCUGCAGCUUGUGCUUGCUUUCAUGCUGACUUGCAUGAAAUUGCUGAAUCUUUAAUUUUGUUUGUUUUAAAAUAAAUGAAAGCGUAAGGAAAGAUACAAAAGCUUCUGCUAGAUCCUCAUUUCUAAGAUAAAUGCCAUGGGCUUUUUUUAUUGCAGUGAUUUAAAAGAUCUACAGUAACAGUGUUUAAAAAUAUAGAUUUUGCUAAAUUCUUACAAUUAGGCUUUGGAAACUCUGCUUAUUUUGGCAGCUUUUUCUAUAUAAGGCUUAUUAGCUAUUAAUUUUGCGAAUUGUGAAUCACUUGUUUGAUAGUUCAUCUGCUUUAUUUUCUAUUUAAAUGGGAUUAUGGCAAACGAGCCAUCAGCACAGUCUAAGAAGUCUUGACAAUUUUGAAGCUAAUGGCUUCAAGCUCCA
This is a messenger RNA of Calidris pugnax (ruff), 4504 nucleotides long. Its product is annotated as FERM domain-containing protein 4B-like. Gene Ontology annotation, biological process: establishment of epithelial cell polarity. Bases 412 to 3402 code for a protein of 996 amino acids. The transcript has 22 exons. Lineage: Eukaryota; Metazoa; Chordata; Aves; Charadriiformes; Scolopacidae. The record is from RefSeq and is a predicted model, not a curated record. Gene Ontology annotation, cellular component: adherens junction; bicellular tight junction; cytoskeleton.